Drosophila serrata is the source of this 1966-nucleotide messenger RNA. Its product is annotated as myrosinase 1. The record is from RefSeq and is a predicted model, not a curated record. NCBI's taxonomy places the organism in Eukaryota, Metazoa, Arthropoda, Insecta, Diptera, Drosophilidae. Gene Ontology annotation, molecular function: beta-glucosidase activity. Gene Ontology annotation, biological process: carbohydrate metabolic process.
CGUUCGGGCUUAAAACGCUCGCGAAAAAAAACGCUUCGCUAAGAAAAACGCGAAAAGUUCAACGAAAAUCAAACGAAAAAGUUUUCAAGCAGCAAGCUAUCCGUUUUCGGGUUUUUUUUGCUGCUAAAAAGUUUUCGAUUCGAAGUUAAUUAGUUUCGCGUUUAAGGAUAUUUUCGAGCUACAAACAAAUCAUGUUGAAAUAUAUACUGCCUGCUUUGCUGUUGAUUGCCUCAUGCCUCGGCACACCGGUAAGCCAAACCCGUCGCUUCCCCAAUGACUUUCUCUGGGGCGUUGGUUCCUCAUCUUAUCAAAUCGAAGGCGGUUGGAAUGCCGAUGAUAAAGGUGAAUCCAUUUGGGACUUUUUAACCCACACGCAUCCCGAGAAGAUUGCCGAUCAAUCCAAUGGUGAUAUAUCCGCAGAUAGCUAUCAUCAGUGGCGUCGCGAUGUUCAAAUGGUUAAAGAACUACAUGCUGGCACCUAUCGUUUCUCCUUGUCUUGGCCAAGGAUCAUGCCCGGUGGCUAUAUGAACCAUGUGAGCACCGCGGGAAUCAAGUACUAUUCGAACCUGAUCGAUGAACUCCUUCGGUAUAAUAUCACACCCAUGGUAACGAUCUAUCAUUGGGAGCUGCCGCAGAAGCUGCAAGAGCUAGGAGGCUGGACCAAUCCAGAGAUCAUACCUUUGUUCAAGGACUAUGCUCGUUUGGUGCUCGAGAUGUACGGGGAUCGAGUGAAGAUCUGGACAACUAUAAAUGAGCCGUGGCAUGUGUGCGAACAUGGCUAUGGAGUGGACUAUAUGGCGCCAUCGUACAAUUAUCCUGGCAUUCCUGCCUAUUUGUGUGGUCAUAAUCUUCUAAAAGCUCAUGCCGAGGUGGUGCACAUGUAUAGAGAUCUCUUCCAGAAGCGUCAGGGUGGUCGUAUGGGCAUCACCCUGGACACUUCUUGGCCGGAGCCGAGGAAUCCCGACUCUGCCGAGGAUCGUGAGGCCUCCGAGCGGGCCAUGCAGUUCUAUGUGGGUUGGUUUGGUCAUCCGAUCUUCUCCAAACAUGGCAACUAUCCCAAGGUGAUGAUCGAGCGUAUACGUAAUCUGAGCAAGGAGCAAGGAUUUGGCGUUCGCUCUAGGUUGCCCGAAUUUACCACAGAGGAGAUUCAUCGCAUUCGCGGCACUGCCGAUUUCUUUGGCAUUAACUCGUAUACCAGUAACUUGGUUACCUCAAAUGGACAUAAUAAUACUGGAGGAUUCCCAGUGCCAUCAUUCAAUCAUGAUAUGGGCGUUGUGGAGAGUCAAAAGGAAGUCGACUGGCCGGGAUCUGGAUCGGUUUGGUUAAAGGUUUAUCCCAAGGGCAUGUAUAAUCUUCUCAUGUGGAUUCACCGCGAAUACAAUGGUCCCGAGAUAAUUGUCACUGAGAAUGGUGUUAGUGAUCGCGGUGGACUGGAGGACUAUGCCCGCGUAGAUUACUUUAACCAGUAUCUCUCUGCAGUCCUGGAUGCCAUGGAGGAUGGUGUCAAUAUCAGUGGAUACAUUGCCUGGAGUCUGAUGGAUAGUUAUGAGUGGAAGGCUGGCUUCUCAGAGAAGUUUGGCCUCUACCAUGUAGACUUUAAUUCCCCGGAACGCACUAGAACGCCAAAAAUCUCUGCAAGGGUCUUUGCCCAAAUCUGUAAGACAAAUACCAUUGAUUGGAGCUAUCGGCCGAAGCUCGAUGAGGAGCAGAAACUGGUGGCCAUGGCCCAGUUGCCGGCGGAAGAGGAUCAAAUGUUUAGAUCAAGUGGAGCCCAAAGAGCCAUCAGCUGGAGUCUGAUGGUUGCUUUGCUAAUGGUUCUUCUCCGAUGAGGAGGAGAAGGAGGAAAAGGAGACUCUUGCCAUAAUGAACUUGUCAUUGUCCAUGGUGCCAAGUAUUGUUUGCUACUCCUAGGCCUAAGUUUUAUUCUUCCAUCUUUGUAAUAUAUUAAUUUGUAUUUAAGCUACAA